CAAUAAAAAGAAGGAGAAGGAACGGCCCGAGAUUUCACUCCCUUCUGAUUUUGAACACACAAUUCACGUUGGAUUUGAUGCUGUUACUGGAGAGUUCACGGGGAUGCCAGAACAGUGGGCCCGCUUACUUCAGACUUCCAACAUCACCAAAUCUGAGCAGAAGAAAAAUCCCCAGGCUGUGCUUGAUGUGUUGGAAUUCUACAACUCCAAGAAAACCUCCAACAGCCAAAAGUAUAUGAGUUUUACAGGUAGGGAGAGUACAGCUUUGGGCUAUAUUGUGGGGCACCCUUCAAAUGUGAAGAGUGUGUCUGAGACGCCUGCAGUCCCUCCAGUUUCAGAGGAUGAAGACGAUGAGGAUGAUGCUGCUCCCCCUCCAGUCAUAGCACCUCGACCAGAGCACACUAAAUCCGUGUACACACGGUCAGUGAUCGACCCCAUUCCUGUCACGCCAACUCGCGAUGUGGCCACGUCUCCGAUCUCCCCUACUGAGAAUAACAACACUACCCCUCCAGACACCCUGACCCGCAAUGCCGAGAAGCAGAAGAAGAAACCCAAAAUGUCAGAUGAAGAGAUCUUGGAGAAAUUAAGGAGCAUUGUGAGUGUGGGUGACCCCAAGAAGAAGUACACUCGGUUUGAGAAGAUUGGACAAGGAGCUUCAGGCACAGUGUACACGGCAAUGGAUGUGGCCACUGGACAGGAGGUGGCCAUCAAGCAAAUGAACUUACAACAGCAGCCCAAGAAGGAGUUAAUCAUUAAUGAGAUCCUGGUCAUGAGGGAAAACAAGAACCCCAACAUUGUGAACUACCUAGACAGUUACCUAGUGGGAGAUGAACUGUGGGUCGUCAUGGAAUACUUGGCUGGAGGCUCCUUAACAGACGUUGUGACUGAAACCUGCAUGGAUGAAGGACAGAUAGCGGCUGUGUGCCGGGAGUGUCUUCAGGCUUUGGAGUUUCUGCAUUCCAGCCAGGUUAUUCACAGGGACAUUAAGAGCGACAACAUCCUGCUUGGGAUGGAUGGUUCUGUCAAGCUAACCGACUUUGGUUUCUGUGCUCAGAUCACCCCAGAACAGAGCAAGCGAAGCACCAUGGUUGGGACUCCAUACUGGAUGGCCCCAGAGGUGGUGACUCGGAAAGCCUACGGGCCCAAGGUGGACAUCUGGUCUCUGGGCAUCAUGGCCAUAGAGAUGAUCGAGGGGGAGCCCCCCUACCUCAAUGAAAACCCUCUGAGGGCCCUAUACCUCAUCGCCACUAACGGUACUCCUGAGCUUCAGAAUCCGGAGAAGCUGUCUGGCAUCUUCCGAGAUUUCCUGAACCGCUGUCUGGAGAUGGACGUGGAAAAGAGAGGGUCCGCCAAAGAACUGUUACAGCAUCAGUUCUUGAAACUUGCCAAGCCCCUCUCCAGCCUCACGCCCCUGAUUGCCGCUGCAAAGGAGGCCACAAAAAACAACCAUUAGAAUCCCCAACCCUCCCCAGCAUCCUCCUGCCAAGCCUGCUGUGAAAUGUUCCCGCAGAGACCUUCAAUCCCUGGCGCGCUCCUGGUCCUUGCCUCCUCCGUGGUGUUGUCCUCUUCCUGCUCGCCUAGAGCUCUCAAGACUGGGAACCGUGGGUAAAGGUUGGCAGAAAUAGCUUUGGUCCAACAUUGAGGAGAGAUCUGUGAUGGAGACCGUAACCCAUCCAUUGCUGCUCUUAGGCCAAGAACCUGCCCUUUCUUCCAUGGGCUGGAAGGCAAAGAUUGUGUAUGGAUGGUCCAGCAUCAUCAUGGAGAGGUGCUGAACCUUAUUUCCACAUAGUGAAAUGUUUUCUUUCUCUCCCUUUAACUUUUAUUGUCAUCCUUCAAAGAAAAUAUAACCACUGGGUAUUCUGAUCCCAUGACAUCCCAUCUCUCCCAGUGGUGGAGGCUUCCAUAUUUCCCUGCCUUCCUAAUCCCAAACCACCUCAUUUACCAACCUCAUUUAACUUGAAGACUGGAAUAGCUGGAGGAAUGGUGAGCAGUUUUAAUCAACUGGGGAUGGGAGAUGGCUUUGCUUUCUGGAGCCUGACUCAGGCCCCUCUGGCCCCUGGGUGGGCAAGAGCUGGACUCUUCAAUGUUCUUUGUGCUCUGCUUGUGACCAUUGGGAGGACUUGGCCCAAUAAAGGUCCCCAUGCAUUUUUCCUGAACCAGCCUUGCCUAAUAUAACAGUUUUCAAUUUCGCUCCUGUUCCAGCCCCCUUCUCCCUGGAUGCUCGCUCCCUCUCAGCUUUAUUUUCUACAUGUUUCGUGCCACUAAGAAGUUUCCAAGGAUACAUUUGGGCAAAGGGUGAUGAGAGAAAGCUGGGGGUGGGGAAAUUUGCUGAGCCAUUUUUUUUCCUUUUAGCGUGGUUAUGCCUCUGCCAUUACUAUGGAUUAUUUUUAGAGAGAAUUCAACUUGUUUUUAGGCUAGGUCUUUUAGCUGGAUGGUGAGGUUGGGUCUUUGGGGCGGAUGAGCCAAAGGGGAGAAUUCAAGUGUUGCUGGAUCUGGGGCAGGCUUGGUUACAAGGAGGAUUGAAUGAUCUUGAUUUUAACAGCACAAGAGGAGUAGGUUGAGAUGAUGCCCAUGGCAGCCAUGAAGGAGAUGCUGUCCCAUAAGAUGCGUGGCAGGGCUCUUGGCUUUCCAUGUGCAAUUGGAAUGGUUGGCUCACAUUUUCCCUGUCUGUAGUCUGUUCUCCCAACUUCAAUCCUGGGCUGACAGGCCCAUUGGCCACCAAGUCCUACUUCAAAGGUGCCCCAGACUCCGUAGCACAAGUUUCUAUUUCCUUCAAUAAAAGGAGAUGAAAAUA
This is a messenger RNA of Gracilinanus agilis (Agile Gracile Mouse Opossum), 2794 nucleotides long. It is a transcript of the gene PAK1, whose product is annotated as p21 (RAC1) activated kinase 1. The transcript is spliced from 14 exons. The record is from RefSeq and is a predicted model, not a curated record. Gene Ontology annotation, biological process: intracellular signal transduction; regulation of actin cytoskeleton organization; regulation of MAPK cascade. Gene Ontology annotation, molecular function: protein serine/threonine kinase activity; ATP binding. Gene Ontology annotation, cellular component: cytoplasm. Lineage: Eukaryota; Metazoa; Chordata; Mammalia; Didelphimorphia; Didelphidae. The coding region runs from base 104 to 1453 and encodes 449 amino acids.